GAGUGAUAAAAAUCACAACAAUCCUAUUCAAAAUUUUCAUUCUCUCUUUUCGUCGCUGGUUUCUAUCUCUGAAAAAUUAACAAACCCUAACCAUGGAGAACACAGAAAACCUCGUGAAUCGUAUCAUGCAAUUGAGAUUCACCUCGAGUUCGCUUUCACGACGAGCAAGAAAUUGCCAAAAGGAAGAGAAUGCGGAGAAACUCAAAGUAAAGAAAGCGGUCGAAAACGGUAACAUGGACUAUGCACGAAUCUACGCAGAAAACGCGAUCAGAAAACGAAAGGAGCGGAUGAAUUGCCUCGAAUUACGUAUGCGAUUGGGCGCCGUCAGUGGUAGCCUCGGUCCACAGGCGAAGACGUGGACGAUCAGUGAAGCGAUGGGAAACAUCGUGAAAUCGCUUGAAUCUUCUCUUGCGACUGGAGAUUUGCAGAAGUUGUCAGAGACGCUGUAUGUAUUUGAGAUGCAGUUUGUGAAUAUGGAUGUUCAAGCGGAGUUUAUGCAUCUCCCUAUGGCUCGAUCUACAUCGCCUUCUACACCGGAAUAUGAUGUUAACAGUGUGAUGCAAGAGGUGGCGGAUGAGUAUGGACUUGAGGUUUCCGUCGGUCUUGAGGCAUCUUGAGGAGCUUAAAGCUAGAGAGAGAUAGAGGUUAAUGUAAUGUUAAUCUUUCGAAUUAAGAAUCCACUCUUAGUUAUUAUACUAUUAUUAUUAUUAUUAUUAUUAUUAUUAUGUUUUUAUGUUUAUGCUUUUCAAGAGUGGUUUGUGUAUAUUUUUAACUGAAUUUGGCGGGUAAGAUUUAACAUUAAGAGAUAAUGUUAUGUUAUGUUGUUUGCAUUGCA
Trifolium pratense (red clover) is the source of this 835-nucleotide messenger RNA. RefSeq names its product ESCRT-related protein CHMP1B-like. Lineage: Eukaryota; Viridiplantae; Streptophyta; Magnoliopsida; Fabales; Fabaceae. The transcript has a single exon. Gene Ontology annotation, biological process: endosome transport via multivesicular body sorting pathway; protein transport; late endosome to vacuole transport. The record is from RefSeq and is a predicted model, not a curated record. Bases 93 to 617 code for a protein of 174 amino acids. Gene Ontology annotation, cellular component: ESCRT III complex; multivesicular body.